This is a messenger RNA of Lontra canadensis (Northern American river otter), 2134 nucleotides long. RefSeq names its product BRCA1 associated protein (gene BRAP). Gene Ontology annotation, cellular component: cytoplasm. Gene Ontology annotation, biological process: protein ubiquitination; Ras protein signal transduction. The record is from RefSeq and is a predicted model, not a curated record. The transcript is spliced from 13 exons. Gene Ontology annotation, molecular function: ubiquitin protein ligase activity; zinc ion binding; nucleic acid binding. NCBI's taxonomy places the organism in Eukaryota, Metazoa, Chordata, Mammalia, Carnivora, Mustelidae. Bases 175 to 2010 code for a protein of 611 amino acids.
GGAAGUGAGGGUGGUUGUGGCUCGGAGGGUAGCGCGCGGAACUGCUGCUACUGAGGCAGUGGUGGAGGCGCUGAGGCGGUGGCAGCGCUGCCGACCCUGGGCCGCUCGGCCUCUCAGCUCGCCUCCCAGCGUCGCCUGAGCCCGCCGGGGCCCGUGCCGGCCAGCGCCUGCCCUAUGAGUGUGUCACUGGUUGUCAUCCGACUGGAGCUUGCGGAACACUCGCCCGUCCCCGCCGGCUUCGGCUUCAGCGCCGCGGCCGGGGAAAUGUCUGAUGAGGAGAUCAAAAAGAAGACACUAGCUUCAGCCGUAGCCUCUUUAGAAGGAAAGUCACCAGGGGAGAAAGCAGCAAUCAUACAUCAGCACCUUGGCCGUCGAGAAAUGACAGAUAUGAUCAUUGAGACCAUGAAGUCCAAUCCAGAUGAGCUGAAAGCCACAAUGGAGGAAAGGAAGUCUUCAGAAGCAUCUCCUACUGUACAGAGAAGUAAAGAUCCAAGUGUAGAGUGCGUAAACGCUGCUCCUGAUUCUCCAUCCAAACAGCUUCCAGACCAGAUUUCGUUCUUUAGUGGAAACCCAUCAGUUGAAAUAGUUCAUGGUAUUAUGCAUCUAUACAAGACAAAGUCCCCACUGGGAAACAGUGAAUACUCAGGUCACCUUACGGGAUCACACCUGUUGAAUAAGAUGACCUCCUUAAAAGAAGAUGUCAGGCGCAGUGCCAUGCUGUGUAUUCUCACAGUCCCUGCUACAAUGACCAGUCAUGACCUUAUGAAGUUUGUCGCCCCAUUUAAUGAAGUCAUUGAACAAAUGAAAAUCAUCAGAGACUCUACUCCAAAUCAGUAUAUGGUGCUGAUAAAGUUUAGUGCACAGGCUGAUGCAGAUAGUUUUUAUAUGGCGUGCAAUGGCCGCCAGUUCAACUCAAUAGAAGAUGAUGUUUGCCAGCUGGUGUAUGUGGAAAGGGCUGAAGUACUGAAAUCUGAAGAUGGUGCCAGCCUCCCCGUGAUGGACCUGACCGAGCUCCCCAAGUGCACGGUAUGUCUGGAGCGCAUGGACGAGUCCGUGAACGGCAUCCUCACCACGUUAUGUAACCACAGCUUCCACAGCCAGUGCCUGCAGCGCUGGGACGACACCACGUGUCCUGUGUGCCGGUAUUGCCAAACACCAGAGCCAGUGGAAGAGAAUAAGUGUUUCGAGUGUGGUGUGCAGGAAAACCUGUGGAUUUGUUUAAUAUGUGGCCACAUAGGAUGUGGACGGUAUGUGAGUCGACAUGCUUAUAAGCACUUUGAGGAAACGCAGCACACAUAUGCCAUGCAGCUCACCAACCAUCGAGUCUGGGACUAUGCCGGAGAUAACUAUGUCCAUCGACUGGUUGCAAGUAAAACAGAUGGAAAAAUCGUACAGUAUGAAUGUGAGGGUGAUACUUGCCAGGAAGAGAAAAUAGAUGCCUUACAGUUAGAGUAUUCGUAUUUACUAACAAGCCAGCUGGAAUCUCAGCGAAUCUACUGGGAAAACAAGAUAGUUCGGAUAGAGAAGGACACAGCCGAGGAAAUUAACAACAUGAAGACCAAAUUUAAAGAAACAAUUGAGAAAUGUGAUAAUCUGGAGCAUAGACUAAAUGAUCUCCUAAAAGAAAAGCAGUCUGUGGAAAGAAAGUGCACCCAACUAAACACGAAAGUGGCCAAACUUACCACAGAGCUCAAAGAGGAGCAGGAAAUGAACAAGUGUUUGCGAGCCAACCAGGUCCUCCUGCAGAACAAACUGAAGGAGGAGGAGAGGGUGUUGAAGGAGACCUGCGACCAGAAGGAUCUGCAGAUCACGGAGAUCCAGGAGCAGCUGCGGGACGUCAUGUUCUACCUGGAGGCACAGCAGAAGAUCAACCACCUCCCUGCCGAGACCCGGCAGGAAAUCCAGGAGGGACAGAUCAACAUCGCCAUGGCCUCAGCCUCCAGCCCCCCGUCUUCGGGGGGCAGUGGGAAGCUGCCCUCCAGGAAAGGCCGCAGCAAGAGGGGCAAGUGACCUCUGGGAAACAGAUGUCCCUGAGACUGUUUUCCCUGGCACGGCGGGGGUGCGCUGGGGCUCCAGUGUGAGGGUAGACCUUGAGCAAGUACAAGUGAGGACGGAGCCGCCGUUGUUUGGGUCU